Molecule: messenger RNA, 1530 nt
Organism: Achroia grisella
Lineage: Eukaryota; Metazoa; Arthropoda; Insecta; Lepidoptera; Pyralidae
Product: class E basic helix-loop-helix protein 23
Exons: 4
Coding region: 119-703 (194 amino acids)
Molecular function (GO): protein dimerization activity
Source: RefSeq, a predicted model, not a curated record
UCAACGCGGUUCCAAAUUCAAACGUGCUGUUCCAUAUUUUAAUUUAAUUUUAUUUUUUAAAUAAUUAAUAUUAGUCAAGUCAUAACCUCUGUGAUGUGUUAAUUUUUUUGUUAUAAAAAUGGAGGGGCGAAGGUCCUGGGAUGGUGUGCCGUUGGGCGAAUCACACUCACCACCGCAGUCGGUGCCGGGCCGAAGAACUCCAUUAGGAGCUGUCGGUCUUGGUGGAUUCUACAUGCAAGGCGGAGCACCUCCGCCCCCUCCACAGCAUUGUUACCCUACUGACGAAAACCAACCAGAACCCGGAACCAGCUAUGCUCAAAGACCAAUCGGCGAAGGCAAAUCGAAGCAGAAAAUGCGUCAGGGUAAAAGUGUUCGACUGAAUAUAAACGCUAGAGAACGAAGAAGGAUGCAUGAUCUGAACGAUGCAUUAGAUGAAUUGCGUAGUGUGAUCCCAUACGCGCACUCUCCGUCCGUGAGAAAACUCUCCAAAAUAGCAACGCUUCUGCUCGCCAAAAACUACAUUCUGAUGCAGGCCAGUGCCCUAGAGGAGCUGAGAAGGCUCGUCGCAUACCUUCAAGGUACAGCAACAGCAGCGGGCAUCGUCCCGCCCACUGGGUUCGAUUUAGCAGGCUUUCCAGCGGCCGCCAAACUACUGCAAGGGCCCCCACCGGGCCCACCGGCGCCCCCGGAACCACCAUCUUGAGACCUGCAUAUCAAACUGGAACCUUAGUAACUAAGCUAUGUAGACAUUCUCGAUUAACAUUGCUCAUCUUUAGAAAUCAAUAGAUAUAUAUGUAUAAUUUGUUUUACCAAUUAACGUAACGUAAGUUUGACUGAAAAGUAUUUUUUUGAGAAUUACCAUAAUAAAAUUUGAAAUGUGAACAUAAAGUUUACAGAACUAUUUUUAGGUUUCUUUCGGUUGUUAUUAUAUAGGUUUUAAAAAUAAAAAUCCUUACGUAUUUCGAAACAUUCAUCUAUUUAUCUAUCAGUGAAAAAUAUAUUUCCGUUUUACAAAUAGUACAGGAGGAAGAUUAAACUUUAAUACAACAUAAGUAUCUUGUUCGUAGGUAAGAAAAGAGUCGGUAAAAUGUUUUGUAUGUGCAUUUCAUAAAGUUUUAAAUACGUUUAUAAAAGAAAAAUAAACUUGUUCUCAUGAAGAUGUGAAAUUCGUAAUCCAUUGUCUUAAUACAUUACAGUCCAUUAUAUGGGAAUGUAUGAGUAAUUCUAUAUUCUGUUAGUAGGUACCUAUGAUUCGAAUAGAUAGAGAAGACGGCAGAGGUACGUCAUCUAAAUUAAAAGAAAUAUUUGUUUUGGCAGUGCCCAACACUAAAGAAGUCAAAACUUUUUUAUAUCCCACCUACACUCUGAAAAACAAUGAAUCAUACCAUUAAUUCAUUAGUAUACUAAAUUAUAAAUAACUGACAUUACGUUAAUUACGGUUAAUCAAUAAAUCUGUAUAAAAUUUUAUAUAAUUUGUAUAAUCAUCAAACACCAAAGAUUUCUCAGUUUAACCUUUUGGAAUUAUUUAAA